CAUCAUCAUCAUGACUGACGUAGCUAGACCCACUGCCAACAACAAGAGUUUCCAAGAUAAGGGCAAGCCCAUGGAGGUACGGAUGAGCAACAUCAUCGCUGCCAAAGCCGUAGGUGACGCGAUCCGUACUUCAUUGGGUCCUCGUGGAAUGGACAAGAUGAUCCAAACUGGAGGUGGUGAGGUUGUGAUUACCAACGAUGGUGCUACUAUUCUCAAGCACAUGGCCGUUCUUCAUCCUGCUGCCAAGAUGUUGGUCGAUUUGUCUGCUGCUCAGGAUGUCGAGGCUGGUGACGGUACCACCUCUGUUGUCGUUCUUUGCAGUUCUAUGCUGUCUGCUGCCGAGAAGUUGCUCAACAAGGGUAUUCACCCCACAACCAUUGCUGAGUCUUUCCAGCGUGCUGCACAAAAGUCUGUCGAAUUCUUGACCGAGAUGUCCACACCCGUCAACCUUGCCGAUCGUGAAUCUCUCUUGAGAGCCGCUUCGACCUCCCUGAACUCCAAGAUUGUGUCCCAGUACUCGAGCUUGUUGGCUCCUAUUGCCGUCGAUGCCGUUAUCCGUGUUAUUGAUCCUACUGUGACAAACAAUGUUAACCUCAACGAUGUCCGCAUUGUCAAGAAGGUCGGAGGUACCAUUGACGACACCGAACUUGUAGACGGUGUGGUUAUGAACCAGAAUGUCGUAAAGUCUGCUGGUGGACCCACUCGUGUCGAAAAGGCCAAGAUCGGUCUCAUUCAGUUCCAGCUCUCCCCCCCUAAGCCCGACAUGGAGAACCAGAUUGUCGUCAAUGACUAUCGCCAGAUGGACAAGAUCCUCAAGGAGGAGCGUCAGUACUUGCUCAAUAUGUGCAAGAAGAUCAAGAAGUCUGGCUGCAACGUGCUUUUGAUCCAAAAGUCAAUUUUGCGUGAUGCUGUCAAUGAACUUUCUCUUCACUUCUUGGCCAAGCUCAAGAUUAUGGUCAUUAAGGAUAUCGAGCGUGAUGAGGUUGAAUUCCUUGCCAAGUCUCUCGGCUGCAGACCCGUUGCUGAUGUCGAAUCUUUCACUGAGGACAAGUUGGGUUAUGCUGAUCUGGUAGAGGAGGCUGAUUCAGCAGGAUCUCGCAUUGUCAAGGUUACCGGUAUGAAGCACGCCGGCAAGACUGUGUCUGUUGUAUGCCGUGGUGCCAACUCCUUGGUUUUGGAGGAGUCUCACCGUUCUCUCCACGAUGCCUUGUGUGUCAUCCGUUGUUUGGUCAAGAAGAAGGCCUUGAUUGCUGGUGGCGGAGCCCCUGAAAUCGAAGUUUCCCAGAGAUUGAUGAAGUUCGCAAAGACCUUGACUGGUAUGGAGCAGUACUGCUUCCACGCCUUUGCCGAAUCUCUCGAGGUUAUUCCUACCACUCUUGCUGAGAACGCAGGUUUGAACCCCAUUGGUAUUGUUACUGAGUUGAGAAACAAGCACGCCCACGGUGAGGUCACUGCUGGUAUCAAUGUCAAGAAGGGAACUAUCACAAACAUUCUUGAUGAGAAUGUCAUCCAGCCCUUGUUGGUCAGCACCAGCGCAAUUGAAUUGGCCGCAGAGACCGUCAAGAUGAUCAUGAAGAUUGAUGAUUUGGUCCAGAGCCGAUAAAGGAAAUAUACAUAAAAAUAUAUACACAAAAGACAAAGAAGAAGGAGAAUGGAGAGAGAAUAAAAGAAAGAAUCAAAGAAAAAGAAAAGAGUAGUUGUAUAAAGAACCAAAAAAAUGGAUAAAGAUAAUAUAUACAUAUACAUAUAUAUAUUUACACACACACACACACACACACACACAUACAUACAAAUUCCCUCAUAAUUUCUUCAAUGAAAACGCACAGCUCUAUUAUUAUUAUUUUAUUCAAC
Molecule: messenger RNA, 1851 nt
Organism: Phycomyces blakesleeanus NRRL 1555(-)
Lineage: Eukaryota; Fungi; Mucoromycota; Mucoromycetes; Mucorales; Phycomycetaceae
Exons: 6
Coding region: 11-1603 (530 amino acids)
Biological process (GO): protein folding
Cellular component (GO): chaperonin-containing T-complex
Molecular function (GO): ATP hydrolysis activity; ATP binding; ATP-dependent protein folding chaperone
Source: RefSeq, a predicted model, not a curated record